AUGUCUUACCCCAAAGAAUUUUCGAGGAAAAAUAACGUAUGGCCAUUUGUGAAUUUAGGAGUUUACGACCAAUUCUGUCAUCCAUCAAACUGCACGGAGGUGGAAGAAUAUACUGUUGCCGAAAAAUUCACUUACAAUGUAAACGGAAUAAGAAGUGAUUUAGGUCUGGUGAAACUGGACAGAUCAGUGAUAUACAAAGCCCAUAUCCGGCCGAUCUGUAUCAUUUUGGAUAACCGUGUAAGGCCGUGGCCCAUCCCAAGUUUUACAGCCUUUGGCUGGGGUAAAACGCAGAGUGGAGAAGCCAGCCAAUUUCUGAGAUCCAUCACUCUACACCUCCGCAACGCGAAGGAGGAAUGCGAACCGUGGAUUAAACCAAUGCCCAAAAAGAACUUCUGCGCUGGAACCAAAGUAGGGGACACCUGUAGUGGCGACUCCGGUGGGCCUUUGAACGCGCACGUUAGACACAACGGCAAAAUGAUCUACGCUCAGUUCGGAGUAGUUAGCUUCGGCUACACUUCCUGCAAUUUCAAUGCCUAUUACGUAAAUGUUAUGGAACACAAACUGUGGAUAACCGAAAUUGCGUAUUUAAAUAAAAAAAACUAUUUUUGGAACCUGCUUAAGAACUCAGUCAAGAACAAGAGAGAAGUAUCUAUUCCCUGA
Molecule: messenger RNA, 660 nt
Organism: Drosophila takahashii
Lineage: Eukaryota; Metazoa; Arthropoda; Insecta; Diptera; Drosophilidae
Source: RefSeq, a predicted model, not a curated record